Lingula anatina is the source of this 3478-nucleotide messenger RNA. Its product is annotated as protein SFI1 homolog. Gene Ontology annotation, molecular function: phosphatase binding. The record is from RefSeq and is a predicted model, not a curated record. NCBI's taxonomy places the organism in Eukaryota, Metazoa, Brachiopoda, Lingulata, Lingulida, Lingulidae.
UAAUGGAUCACUUAUCGAAUGGUUCCUCUAUGCAAGAUGCAAAAGUGAAGGCAGAUAGAUUUGCAGCUCUUACAGAUGCAGGAAAUAUUCGAGUGAAAGCAAAACAGGCAAUCUUGCAAGAGUUGAACACUCAGCUGCAAAUCAAAGCAGAGCGUGUCAGAAUGUUAACCCGCCAAGGGGCAGAUUCUUCAGAUAAUCCUUAUGCUUCCCCCGGAUACGAGCACCACCGAAAAUUGCCACGUGCAGAAAAUAUGAACCCAAUCUCUCUGCCACCCAAAGUCAAUAGGCAGUCACCAAGGCCAAGGGGAGGGAAGAGGACAGAUGCUGACUCAGGAGAAAAUCUUCUGGCUAGAUUUUUCUACACUUGGAUGGAAAGAUGCAAACAAAGUCAAGAAGUUAGACUUAUGGAACGUAUGGCCAUUUUACAUGACAGUGAGAUGACAACACGGAGAUUUUUACUGAAGUGGAGAAAUGCUACUAAGGAGAGGCAGGUGGAGAUGAAGAAAGAGGAAAAUGCUCAUGAUCAUUACCAGAUAACCUUGAUGAGCCAAGCAUUUGAAACAUGGAAGACAUUUAUAAGGGAUUCUAGGAAAAGCUAUGAAUCAGAGAAGAAGGCUGUGAGAUACCAUUAUUUGAAGACCAUGGGAGUGGCGUGGAAGGGCUGGAGGAAGUACAUUGGCUAUGAAAGAAGAAAGAAGACAAAGCUGCAUCGGGCAGUUGUGUUUCACAAUCAGAAAAUUUGUGGCAAAGUCAUAGGGCAUUGGAAGGAGUACUGCAGACGUGCUGCAGUAAUAAAUGAAGAGGUAGAGAGGAGAGCACAGAUACAUGAUAAAGAGUUACAAAGGAGGUGCCUGAUACAGUGGCACAGGAAUGCUGUAGAACAGAAACAAAACAAACAACAAGAAGCCAAAGCAGACAAGUUUCAUGGACAUAUCGCUUUGAAAAAGGUCUUCUCUGCUUGGAGAGAAUAUGCAAAUGUUCAUGCUUAUGAACACAAGAAGACUGCAGAGAAAUUUCUGUCUGCUCAGCAACAUCUUGGUAAAGUGAAACUACACCAAAUCCUAACUAGAUGGUACCAGUUGAAGAAUGAAGCAGUGAUACAGAGACUGAAGUUCCAGCAGGCUGUGGAGCACCAUAACAAUACACUAAGGAUGAGGACUAUGACUGUGUGGAAGAACUACACAGUCCUUUGUCAAAAAAAACUGCUCCUUCAGAAACAAUGCAUGUGGUUGUACACCACAAGGCUCACUGCCAAGUUCUUCCUCAGGUGGAGGGCUCAGUUUGCUGAGGCUCAGGAAGAUCACACAAAAAACAACAUGGCACUUUGGCAGUGGAGUUUUGUACUACAGAGAAAAGUGUUCCUGGCCUGGCAAACCUAUACACAUGAGAGGCAGAGAAAGAAGGCCAGGAUUGAACUGGCCAUGGAACAGCGCAGAUUACGCCUCAUCAGACAAGGGUGUGGUCAGUGGUUAAAAGUGGCCACAGAACUGAGUGAGGUCAGGUCCAAAUUGGCUGCAGAGAGACAAGCACAGACUGCAUACAAUAUCUAUCAGCUGGUCCACAAGUGUGCCUUGCAUUGGAGACAAUGGACAAUCAAACGCAAAGCAGCAAGACUGAAACGGGGAAUAACAAGUGCCCCUAUACCUGGGGGUGAAUCUAGCACAGGCAGAAAUGCUCCUGCUAGGCCUCUGGAAAAGCACAGAGGAGUCCCAGGUUCUAGCAGACCCACACAGAGUGUGGCUUCACCACUCAGGAGUUUGAACUUGCCUGGAGAACACCAGGCUGGAGUAAGGGCAUUAGAGAGUGCUCUUCUGGGACCCAAUGUGAUAAGACCAAGCAGACCCAGGCCUAGAAGACCAGACUUCCUCAUUGACUCACUGAAAAGAGAUGGUUUAUACCACCCUACACCACAAAAAGCAACACUGCACACGAACAGCUCUCAUCCAAUGACUGAGCCAAGCAUACAAAUGGCUCUGAAAGGAUUUUCUCCAGCCAUGGCAGAAGAUGAAGAGUCACAGCUACAGAAUGUGCAACCAACUGUGCUAGCUUCUCAAGAACCAGUGGGGCAGCCCGGUAUGAUACCCAGGACAGAUAAAGACAAUGGGAAACCUGAUGCAAACAAUACAGGUGUCUCAAAUAUUAUAGCAAAGGGCAGUAGGAAUAAUGCUUGUUCCACUGCAGAUGCAGGGAUAAAACCACAGAUUCACCACCAGCCCUCCUUACCAAUGACAUCUUCAUCGGGACCAAAAUUACAACAGAGAACAACAGCACACAAACCAAGUGAUAUUCUUAUGACUCCUGCAAUGUUCAUGACAGCGUCAAGUGAUGGCUCAGAACAAGCUUCACCACAAAGACCUGUGCUGCCAUCUAGUAAUUUAAUGACGGAAGCAUCUGUGCUGACACCUACAAAAAAAGGGGUGCAAAUACCUUUGACGCCUUCAACUUCCACGCCCAAGAAACAUAGUGGAAAAGAAAAUGGCAAAAUGCUUUUGAAACCUGAUGACUUUAUUCAGUCACCUCCUGGGGCACAUAAACUUAGUAAAGAACAAGAACUUACAGAUAUCAGAAACAAACUGCAGGAAUACAAUGAUAAGAAAAAGAAAUUGAGGUUGUUAAGAGAGCAGGAGGGGCAUUUAAGAGAGUGGCUUGAGGAGCAGCAGAGUGAUGGUAAAAGUGUGGAGGAGGAGGAUGAAGAUGUAGACCAGGUGAAGGAGGAAUUAGAAGAGAUUAGUAAAGAGAUCUCAGAGUUUACGCUAUGGUUACACAAAGAAAGGAAUAUUUGCCAGAGACUAAAAGAAAGAGCCAAGAACAUUUUGGCAGAACUCCAACAGAUAAUCUCAUGAUUUGUCUGAAGACAUUUUGAAAAGCUCUCAAAACAUGGUGUUUUUGAAAAAAAAUAUUGGACAACUGCUUUUUUAUUCUCUGUCUAGUCCAAGUUAAAACAAUUAGAAACAUAAGUUUUCAUUUAAUUAAAUGUAAAACAUGCUGGUAGAGUACGUUUAUCAACAUCUGGGAAUGGCUGGUAAUAAUAAUGAUAAUAAUAAUAAAACAUGAACGAUCUUUAUAGGCAUGGUUUGUCCGAAUAACCGACCAAUCACAAAUGGCACAGAAAACGGAAGACAGUAACUUGUACCUAUUGUGGGCAACUACCGCAGGACUAGCAUGGUGCAACCGCAAAACGGAGGCGUAUCCAUGGAGGUGGGGUAGUACUUCCGCGUACUGCACCAGAUGCAUAAGAUUUGCUUUGAUAUGCAUGGGUUAAUGUUACAAGUUUUAUACGUUUUACAGCCCCAUAAAUCAGUUCAAAUUAAUUUUUUAGACUUUUUAUGAGAGAGAAUUCUCUGAACAGUUUGAAACAGCGAGGCGCUUUUUUUCAGACGGGUGACGCACAGGAUUUUCAGAUGUCUUUGGCAACAGAUUGGAAGAAGCUAAGCGCUUCACCAUGAACUUUUUUAUGCUCAAAGAAUAAAAUGUUACA